Messenger RNA from Recurvomyces mirabilis, 1143 nucleotides. RefSeq lists its product as uncharacterized. The transcript is spliced from 3 exons. The coding region runs from base 1 to 1143 and encodes 380 amino acids. Lineage: Eukaryota; Fungi; Ascomycota; Dothideomycetes; Mycosphaerellales; Teratosphaeriaceae. Gene Ontology annotation, cellular component: plasma membrane. The record is from RefSeq and is a predicted model, not a curated record.
AUGUUGGCUCACUUUGUCCUCAGCCUGCUCGGAAGCUCGCUGUUGGCUCAAGGCGCUGUCUUGAAUCACAAGCAGCAGCCCCGGGACACUACUGAUGCAGCAGCGCAAUGGGCGCCUCAAGGCUGUUGGAGCGAUAAUCGACACAACCGCACUCUUGCCGCUCUUGGUGAUGCAGGCACAAACGUGACGAACGUCAAAUGCCAAAGCCGAUGCGCCGGGUACAGAUAUGCAGGAACUGAAUAUAGUGGAGAAUGCUACUGUGGCGACUACCUUAACUCAAUCACGUCUCCGCUUAGCGACUUGGCUUGUUACAUGACCUGCACUGGCGACGACACUGAAACCUGUGGAGGACCAAAUGCGUUGUCACUCUAUUGGGACGGCCAAGCAGCUCCCGCGUCUACUCCAAUCAGUGUCAAUGCUGGCGUCGACGGCUGGACCUCUCAAGGCUGCUACACUGAUCAGGUCGGCAGUCGUACACUUAGCAAUGGUGUGGCAACCCCAAGAGGAGCAUCAUCAUUGACUGUCCAGCUUUGCGUCGAUACGUGCGGGAGCGCAGGCUACACGCUAGCUGGAGUCGAGUACAGUGGCGAGUGUUACUGCGGCAACAGCACAUCCACUGGCGCUGUUGCAGAAGACCAGAGUGCAUGCAACAUGCCGUGUUAUGGCAACGGUAGUGAGUACUGCGGUGGUGCUAAUGCAAUCAAUCUAUACUCGUUCGCCAUCGCCCCGCCGGCAAACACAUCGACAUCGGCAUCAUCUGCUACAGCGACUCCUACGGCAACACAGUCUACAUCCGCGACACCAACGAUGGUCACUUCUGGGCUGCCAGAUGGCUACACAUACCAAGGCUGCUGGGCCGACCUCACCAAUGGCCGAAUCUUGUCAGUCCAGCAACCUGACUCCGCUACUCUCACGCCAGCAAGCUGUGUCAGCACAUGCUAUACCGCCGGAUAUAGCUACGCUGGAGUCGAGUGGUCGAAGCAAUGCUUCUGCGGCAAAGCGAUCGUUAAUGGCGGGUACCAGGCAGUUUCGUCGUACGCUCUCCAAAACUGUCAUGUUGCAUGUACCGGUGAUACCACGCAGGGAUGUGGAGGCUCACGCCUAAUGGCAUUGUAUUACUCCAAUGCAACCACUUCUUCUUAG